UCGGCCGCUCCGCGCCGCAGGGGGCGCCCCACCGCACCCUGCCCCUCCCCCGGCCUCGGGUGGUGCCUGCGGCCCAUCGAGCUCCGGCCCCUGUGGCUCGGGACCGGACCCCAAGCGACCCCUGCCGCCCGAGUCCGGGGCCCGCCCCCUCGGGGCGGCGGAUGUGGGAGGCUCGCGGCGGGGGCGCGGGCCGCGGUCGCGCGGCUGGGGCGGCUGACCGGCCGCUGCCCCGGGGUCUGGGAGCCGCGCGGGGGAGGGCGCGGGUCCUGGCAGCCCCGGCGAGGGGCGAGCGGGCGGCCGGUCGGCGAGCUGGGCAAUAGGAAACGGUUUAUUAGGAGGGAGUGGUGGAGCCGGGGCCAAGCAGGAAGACGCUGGAAUAAGAAACGUUUUUGCUCCGGCCCCUUUCCCAGUCCCGGAGGCCGCCGCGCCGGCAGCGCCGCGCGAGCCCCUCCCCGGCCCCGGCCCCUCGGCGGCCCCAGCGCGGGCCUGCCGUCCAGCCUUCGUGGUGCGACCUCGGCCGUCGCCGCACGCCGGUGUCCCGCGGCCCGCCGGCAGGCUCCGAGGACCAUGACCUUGGACCCUCCCAGAAGAAGCCUUCUGAUGCUACUGUUGGCCUUGGGCCUGGCCCAGGGAGACCCCGUGAAGCCUCCGAGGGGCCCACUGGUGACCUGCACAUGUGAGAACCCACACUGCAAGGGGUCUACCUGCCAGGGGGCCUGGUGCACCGUGGUGCUGAUGCGGGAGGAGGGCAGGCAGCCCCAGGAGCACCGAGGCUGUGGGAACCUGCAUGAAGAACUCUGCUGGGGGCGCCCCACUGAGUUCGUCAACCACUACUGCUGCUACAGCUCGCUCUGCAACCACAACGUGUCCCUGGAGCUGAUCGCCACCCCAACCCCGGAACAGCCACAAGUAGGUGGCCAGCUGCCUCUGAUCCUGGGCCCAGUGCUAGCCUUGCUGGCCCUGGUGGUCCUGGGUGCCCUGGGCGUGUGGCAAGUCCGGCGGAAGCAGGAGAAACAGCUGGGCCUGCACAACGAUCUGGGUGAAUCCAGACUCAUCCGGAAGGCAUCUGAGCAGGGGGACAGCAUGUUGGGGGACCUCCUGAACAGUGACUGCACAACGGGCAGCGGCUCAGGACUCCCCUUUCUGGUGCAGAGGACCGUGGCGCGGCAGGUCGCCCUGGUGGAGUGUGUGGGAAAGGGCCGCUAUGGCGAGGUGUGGCGAGGCCUGUGGCACGGCGAGAGCGUGGCAGUCAAGAUAUUCUCCUCGAGGGACGAGCAGUCCUGGUUCCGGGAAACGGAGAUCUACAACACAGUGCUGCUCAGACAUGACAACAUCCUAGGCUUUAUUGCCUCGGACAUGACUUCCCGCAACUCAAGCACGCAGCUGUGGCUGAUCACGCACUACCACGAGCACGGCUCGCUCUACGACUUCCUGCAGAGGCACACUUUGGAGCCCCAUCUGGCCCUAAGGCUGGCCGUGUCCGCCUCCUGCGGCCUGGCGCACCUGCAUGUGGAGAUCUUCGGCACGCAGGGCAAACCCGCCAUCGCCCACCGCGACCUCAAGAGCCGCAACGUGCUGGUCAAGAGCAACCUGCAGUGUUGCAUCGCGGACCUGGGCCUGGCUGUGAUGCACUCGCAGGGUAGCGAUUGUCUGGACAUCGGCAACAACCCACGCGUGGGCACCAAGCGGUACAUGGCCCCUGAGGUGCUGGACGAGCAGAUCCGCACCGAUUGCUUCGAGUCCUACAAGUGGACGGACAUCUGGGCCUUUGGCCUGGUGCUGUGGGAGAUCACCCGGCGGACCAUUGUCAAUGGCAUCGUGGAGGACUACAGGCCACCCUUCUAUGACAUGGUGCCCAACGACCCCAGCUUCGACGACAUGAAGAAGGUGGUGUGUGUUGACCAGCAGACCCCCACCAUCCCCAACAGGCUGGCUGCAGACCCGGUCCUAUCGGGCCUGGCACAGAUGAUUCGGGAGUGCUGGUACCCCAACCCCUGCGCCCGCCUCACUGCGCUGCGGAUCAAGAAGACACUACAGAAACUCAGCGGCAGUCUGGAGAAGCCCAGAGUGAUUCCCUAGCCUCGGGCUGACACCUGACUCCCCUUGGCCUGCAGUGUGUGUGGUGGGGGCAGGUGGUGGAUGGCGGCGUAUCUGAGCAGAGGUGGUCUGUGCUUGCUGGAGAGGAGAGUGCCCCUCUAGGGGCAGCUGUGCCUGCCUCGCUCGGCCCCCAGCCUUUCCAGCCAAAAAUACAGCUGGGCUGAAACCCGAUCUCCCCACUGUCUGGCCUGCUCAGAGCAGCAGGCUCCCUGACGCCUGGCUCUGUCCCCACCACCGUGUCCUGGGUGCACCCCCCACCCCAGGACAGGAUACAAAGGAGGCCCCAGAGCCAGGAUGGCCAAGCCAGGGAAUCCCAGUCCCUUGGGCCUAGAGCCUGGGCCUGCACUUUACCCCCUGCCCUCGCUCAACCCCACUGCCCCACCAGAGCUGCCGCCGUGGCAGAGGGCCCCGUCUGGCCUUCAGCAGACACCCUGCCCUGCCAGGCCUUAGCCUCUGGCCCAGGCCCCAGAUGCCCGGGGACCAUGAGUUUCUCUCUGUGGCUUAGCAUCUCUGCUCCGUGAUGCCUGGGCCCCUGUUGGCUGAGUGCCAGCUGACCAAAAGAGUUGGGGCCUGACCCUGGGCCUCACCUCUACCCCCAUUCUAGCUGACUCACUGGGCCUUAAAACCGAGGGGUCCUGCUGCGGUGUGGCAUGGCUAUAGGCCAUAGGCCAUGGGCAGGUCAGAUGAGUCAGGCCCAGCACUUUCAGAAUAACUGAGAGGACAUCAAGACCAAGCAAGGCCGGGGAGGGGCUCGGCUGGGAGCCAGAGAGCCAGGUCCUGGUCCUGGAUGCUUGCUAAGUGACAAGAAUGAGGCGGUCACUGUUGAAGGAACUGUUUCUUCAUCUGCGUAUUGAAAGGGUUGCCCCCAGUGUCUUCUGAGGUUUUUUCAGCUCUCACGUUCUUUGAAAUGUCAGCCUGUACAGAAUCCAGUUCAUCAGUUCCUUCUACUUCUUAUGCCCCAAGAAGUGAUUUGGCCCAAGAUGAGGAUUUGAAAAUAACUGUCUGAGGCCAAGAGUGUCUGAGACGCCACCUAGUCUAAUUCUACAGGCUCCAGUUCCCACCAGCGGCCAUCCUGGGGUGCAGACAGUCACUGGCCUUUUAGCAGACAAGCCAGCCUUUGCCCCUCUGCGGCUCUGCCUUCUCUGCCCACUGCUGACAGCACUGAGGCUGGCUUCCUGCAGGGCCUCCAAAGCUCAGAAGAAAUUUGGCUCCGGCCGAUAAUUCUCUAGCACCCAGGUUGCUGCUCCCCGUCGUCCCCUGGCCCAGACCCUUGGCCAGGGCCCAGAGCGUGUGUGCCUAGAAAGAACCUGGUGGCUGUAGAGAAACACACAGAAAGUUCAGCAUUCGGAAGUCAAGGGUCUGUGUCCAGGCCCUGAGGAGGUUGCCCUGAGCCCUGGGUGGGUGGAUGGCCUAGGGGGCAGGGGUUUGGAGGCAGGGCCUGAGGGCUUGUGGGGGUGGGGCUCAUGCUUGGGGCAGGGUGGAGAAGGACCCUCAGCUCUUCACUGGAGAGGAAGAAAGCACAGCCUCCUCUCCUGCUGUGAAUGACCGGGCACAACCUCAGCAGGCCAGCUUCCCGGGUGUCUCCACCAGUGCCCCCGGGGCAGUUUCCCAGGCCUUCCUCCCAGCGUUGUGCAAGGUGGGGGUGGGGGUGGGGAAGAACCGGGAAGUGAAACUGGGUGAAAACAGAAAGCUAGAUGGACCUGCUGGGUUACCAGAUCACCACGGGGCAGCUUGCUUCCUGUCUUCUGGCCCCUGGAACCCACCUAGGGACCAGUCCUUCCCUGAACGAUUUUCUCUGCAUUGGGUUUGGGGGCCAAAUGGCUCCUUCUGAGACCCCACGGCCAGAAACCGAAGCUCCCCAAAGCCCAGAAAAUCCCUAGGAGGAGAAGGUCCGAGGCUGGAGGUGGAGUGACAGGGGGCGUGUGUUGAGAGAAGGGGGCCAGUGCUAGGAGAACAGCCAGAGGCCAGGGAGGAAAGGGGGCGCUGGUGAGAACUGUCUGCACAGUGCUUCUGCCUGCGUGCAGGGCAUUCCAAGGUCAGAAUUACGGGCACUUACCUGGAGAUAGUGUUUGUGAGAGCACUUAGCUUGUGCUUAGCACACCAAUAAAACCAUGCUGGAA
Molecule: messenger RNA, 4217 nt
Organism: Artibeus jamaicensis (Jamaican fruit-eating bat)
Lineage: Eukaryota; Metazoa; Chordata; Mammalia; Chiroptera; Phyllostomidae
Gene: ACVRL1
Product: activin A receptor like type 1
Exons: 10
Coding region: 568-2079 (503 amino acids)
Biological process (GO): angiogenesis; dorsal/ventral pattern formation; heart development
Cellular component (GO): BMP receptor complex; plasma membrane
Molecular function (GO): ATP binding; transforming growth factor beta receptor activity, type I; SMAD binding
Source: RefSeq, a predicted model, not a curated record